Molecule: messenger RNA, 4327 nt
Organism: Penaeus indicus
Lineage: Eukaryota; Metazoa; Arthropoda; Malacostraca; Decapoda; Penaeidae
Product: AN1-type zinc finger protein 4-like
Exons: 8
Coding region: 713-2920 (735 amino acids)
Molecular function (GO): zinc ion binding; protein binding
Source: RefSeq, a predicted model, not a curated record
UGAAAACGACACGGGAACGUGCACGUCUUUGUGACUUCUUUGUCGCGGUGGUGAAUUUCUGUGGCUCGUUAGGGGCUUUUAAUUCAUUUGGAGCUUUGUGAACGACGGCCGGAAAUACCCUACGGAGUUAUGAGUCUUCUGUGGCAACGUCGGUAGAAUUCAAUGCUGCCAUCACCGAUGCGUGUUUGACGAACUACUUGGAGCCAUGUUGACAUCACGUAGUUGACUAGGUCUUCAUACUGGGGUGGCUGACCCAUGAUCCUUCCCCAGGAGAGUAUUUGUUUAGGUCACUACGAAAGCUCGAGUUGACCUCCUUACCAGAGGGUCCCCCAGAGAAGUUCGGUCGCGCUGACCAUUUCGAGCCCAAGAAGCUACACAACACGACCUCGCUUUAGCCUUUCUGGUCACUGAAAGGAUUUCUGGACGCCAUGCUUAGCGUGUGAUUCAUAGUUCACGGAACUCACGUAUACACAUUUUGAUAUCAUGACGCGGUGUUGCGGUAAGAAUUUGGCGUCACGUGAGAGUUUGGCAACGUAGGAGGAGGACAAGAUGGUCGGCCAGAUCGGAGGCGGAUCUGGGACAAGAGCGCGUUUGCUCUGAAGGACAAUAAGGAUGGCGGCAGAAAUUAUCAUAAGCUGUGUGCAGGUGGUGCUGACAGUGACAUGGGGCCAUCUCUGAAUAGAAAGCGCCCCUGCAGGACCACCUGACGAGAAUGCGCGGCGGGUAUGGCGGUCAGGGGGGGCGCAGGACCCCCGCCAAGGACCGAGGCAAAGCCCGCCGCGCCUCCGACGCCUCCGACAAUGCCAGUGGAGAGCAGCGAGGGGAGGCCGCCGAGGACGAGCAGCCAUCUCCGCGGGAGACCAUCAUGCUCGAGUCGUCCUUCCCGCCCCAAGGGGACUUCCCCGAGGACGAGGACGAGGACGAGGACGAGGAUGACGAUGACGCCCUGGAGGUGGUGGUGGAGACGCUCCUCGGUUACACGUACCGGGUGAGGGUGUCUCAGUGGGACACCGUGGCGGGGCUGAAGGCGCUCCUCUACCGGACACAGGGUAUCCCCGCCAGUCACCAGCAUUUGCUUCUGGGCCAAACGGAACUGCUGGACGACGUGUGCCUUAUGGAGCAGGGCGUCGUGGACGGCUCAACACUCCGCCUAGUCCUCGCCAUGCGCGGGGGCCCCAUCAAUGCCCGGCGCCUGCCCACCACGCAGGACGACAUGUUCUGGAGGGAGGUCACGGGAUUCGUCGAUGAAAACAAAGAGGACCUUUGGGAUGGUGUUGGUGGUCGGACAGUGACCUUACUGGUACUGAGAGACGGAGAGAAUGUGAACCUUUAUCGUGUUAUUGAAAAUGAAGACGGAUCGUUCUCUCCCUUAAAUGAGUCAUGGGGGUCAACGGGCAGCAGCAGUCAUACGGAAGAGGAUGCCUUGCGCAAGGCUCAAGCAGCAGACGAGGAAGCAAUGACCCGAGCUCGGAUGGCAGAACUAAGGGCCAGAAUGGAUGCUCUCAAACUGAAGAACAGACAGGCCAAGAAGGAGAAGAAUGCAAAACCAGUAACAUCUGACAGAAAAGAGAAACAAGACACAAAAUCAGUUGCUGUUCAGGCAGAAUCAGCGGCAAAGAAUCACCUAAACCUCGCAGAUUCACAGGAACAUCGUGCAGGAGGAUCAAGGCCUAAUACUCGUCAGCGUAGUGGCAGUGGAGGAAAACGGCUCAAAACUGUAAAUCGCUGGGGGGGACGUGGUUCUCGGCCAACCACUCAGGAAAGAAAUGCAGAGCUCCGUCGUAACAGCAUUACACGGACAUCUACUCGUCUCAAGGAAAUCCCCACAGCACACCCACCCAUCCCUGUGGAUUGGACAGGCCGGAAGCCCUUAGAUGACAUUCGCCCAGCUGAUCGCAAACGGCUGCCUGCAGUCAACGAAGAGAGAGGGAAGGGAAGUGGACAAAAGCCUAUAGUGCCUUCUCAGAUAAUAGGUGCCCAGACUCAAAAAAGUGCUUAUGCUUCUUACCGAAAAUCAUUAGUGCGCCAUGGACUUGUUACGAAUAGUGGAAAAGAAAUAGUUCAGGAUGAUAAAGACUCCCGUGAAGCAUGGCCAAGGAGGGAAGGUCCAGUGCCCCUCUAUAUGCCCCCACAGACUGCUCAAAAAAGUAAACGACAUGAAGCAGACCCCCUUUACCGUUCUCACAAUCAGGAUUUACUGCGCACUACUCAGAGAACACCUAAUAUCCGUCCAAAAACAUCUCCUGAAGUUCUGGAGCGCAGGCCAGCAUCAAUGGGAGGGGAAAGUACAAUUAGUGAUCGUAUACAAAUUCGUGCUCCUGAUGACCGUCUUCGUGAACUAGUUUCAAUACUUAAUACAUCAAGAGCAAACUCUCGCCAUUCAAAUCAUUCUAUGAUGACUCCUCCUGGAACAGCCAAUAAUGCCAGCUUGUCAAAUAGUAUGACAGCUAGCAAUGGCCUCUCAAAUAUGAAUCGAAAUAAAUCUGUGUCAGUGUCAUUAGCAUCUUUAAGAAAUAACACGCCUCCUUCUCCUGGAAAUGGUGCCCUUGUUGCUUCUGGAAGUCGAGAGCAAAGAGAUAUAUUGAGAGGAAUAAUGAACAGUAAAGGACUGGGAUCAAGGAAGACUACACCAGAUGAAGGUCGAAGGCGUCUGGGGAGUGGUCGCCAUCAAUUAUCUCCAACUCACCUUCCAUCAGUGACACCUCAGAAAAGAAAAGGUCGGCGGAAACCUCGGUGUGAUCAGUGCUCACGGCGUUUGCGUAUUGCGACAACUUUUGAGUGUCGGUGUAACCGUGUCUUUUGCUCCCAGCAUCGUCAUGCAGAAGAACAUGCAUGUACUUUUGACUAUAGAGCUGAAGGACGGAGGUUACUAGAAAUGGCUAAUCCAGUGGUUGCUCCUCAUAGACUUCCUAAAAUAUAAGGGUGAAUCAGAGGUACAAUCUAUUGUGAACAGUGAAGGAACUGCUAUUGUGGUAAUUGUGCUGAUAUUUGAUAACAUUUUUAUUCAGUCUCCAAGUAAAAUAUUAAUUCAGGGAUCAGUGAUAUCAGCAAAAAAAACAAUAAGUUUAUGCUAUGCUUCAAGGUAAUGCACAGGGUGGAAUUAAUGUGCACUUAAAAUCAAAAUACAUGUUAACAGUAUAUUCUGAAUUUAGAUACAUUACAAUUAUAUUUUGCAUACAAGUCAUAGACAGUUCAAGUACCCAGUAUUUCAUGACUGGCCUGUACAGGUAAUAUUUUUAGUCCCUGUAAUAUUUAUAAACAGAGUUUAUUAUAACAAAGGUAGAAGAGGUAUAUAUAAGUAAGAAUUAAUAACUUUGCAAUGCAAACAGUGUAACAGGCUUACUUUAGUUAUAUAUCUUCAUCAGAAUUCCAUACAGUUUUCAUGAAGAGAUAACAUCAAACCUGUCAGUUACAUCUUGUGCUUUAUGAAGUUAUACAUUCUCAUAUAAACUUUUUCUAUGUAAUAAUUGUGUUGAAGAUUUUUUAGAAAUUUUACACAUUUUAAAAAUCUGUAUGCCAUUUUGCAGAUUCUAAUUUAAAACUGAAUUUAUGCUUUAUGACACUCAGUUAUAUGCCAAGUCAAUGUGAUAAAGUUACAGAUUCUGUAAAAAAAAAAAAAAAGCUUUAGAUUUCCUAUAUUUAGUAAUGCAAACCUCUGUAGAUCAUCCACAAUGCCACAUCUAUAGAAAGAAAUACAGGAAUUUUCUUUCAAUAGGUGAUGACACCAAUUAUUUAAGGAAUGAUUUGAAAGACACCACACUGCUUUAACGAGAGCUAAAGCCAGAAAUAUGUGGGAUCAAAUGCCAUGACUUUCUUAAAGCAAAAUUUCAUACAGGCUAUGAAAUGUGACACAAUAUCACCUGUCAGUGAGAUUUCAUAGGUCUUUAGGGUAAGUUACAGAAAAGAAAAUCUGUUAAUCAUAAGUUGUAAUACUUGUAAAUGUUUAUAUAAAAUGUAUGUGAGUUUAUUGUUCUUAUUUUUUAUGAAAAGACACUAAUUAGAACACAAGUUUCUUUUAGAGUGGUGAAGUAUUACAGAAAAAAAAAUAUUUGUCUUGUUCCUAAAUAAGAAAUAAGUAUGAUAAUGUUUUGUAACAUAUUUCUUUUCAGUUAUGAUUUUGAUGCAGGAAUAUAUGUGAAAGUGAAAGCUAAAGAAUAAGAGUUUUUCUGUUCUAAGUUUUCAGUGUUGUUGCAUUUAAUUUUUCAUUGGUAUAGUUGAACUAAAAUUUACUUGAUGAAAAUGUGAACAUAUUGUGCUAAUUAUAUAUGAAAUUACAUUAUCAUUAGUAUUAUUUCAAGAUAAUGAAAUUACAGAAAAGAAAUUAGAA